Molecule: messenger RNA, 638 nt
Organism: Camelina sativa (false flax)
Lineage: Eukaryota; Viridiplantae; Streptophyta; Magnoliopsida; Brassicales; Brassicaceae
Source: RefSeq, a predicted model, not a curated record
CAGAAUGUGUGGAGAGAAGUUUUCAUCGAGAUGGAACCCCAUCAUCACACGUUGUAUUAGUCAUUCACAUUCAGGAAUCACAGGGGUUGCCCAUGAGGACGCUCCUUUUGUUUCUCUGAUGGACAUCCUGACCUAUCACAAUGUGACCGCUAAAUUCAGGUGUGUUGUUCGAUUCAUACAAGUGUAUCCCCAAGAUAUCAGAAAACUCCGCGAUUCCAACGGAAAGAUCAAAUUGCUAGCGAUAUUAGAAGAUGCAACUGCCAGAAUCCAUGCUUCUCUAUAUGCUGAUGAAGGGGAAAAGUUUUUCGGCUGUGACCAAUCCGAUGAAGAGGCUCUAGUCGAGAAGAUGAAUAAAUUGUUAGGAGGUGAGGAGAUGGAACAAGUGCCAAGAAACCCUCCAUGGGUGCAAUGUUGCUUGCUCUCGUUCUACAAACACAAAAUGGAUCAAUGGGGAAGCAGAAGAUUUAGGAUUUUUGAUACAUGGAUCAAUGCUUCAUGAACCACAUGAAAUCAAUGACAAAUCAUAUUGUUAAUUUUAGGAUAUUGAUGUUAAUAUUGUUAAUGCCGGUUUAACACCCAUUCGAAGGUAAUUUAAAAAAGACAUAAAAUUGUAAUAUCAAAAGUAAUUUAUUUAUUUA